AUGCCGAUGGUAUUUCGAGAGAUAUCAAACAACGACGAAGCCGAAUACAGAAAGGACACAGAGGGCUUGGUGACGUGGAGCAAUGAGAACAACCUCUCUCUCAAUGUCGGCAAAACUAAAGAACUGAUCAUUGACUUCAGAAAGAAAGGAGGACAACACUCUCCUAUCAACAUCAAUGGAGGAGAGUUUGAGCAGGAUGAGAGCAUCAAGUUCCUCGGAGUAACGAUAACCGAUAACCUGUCAUGGACUUCCCAUGUAGAUGCAACGGUCAAGAAGGCACAACAACGCCUCUUCUUCUCAGGCAACUCAGGAAAUUUGACUAAACCUGUUGCAUUCGCAGUACGGACAAAUGUUGGCUAUAGUGCAGCACUGGAUAAUGAUGUCCCUGUCCCAGGCAUGGCUAUCUCAUUUGAACCAAAGGAUUUCCUACAUGUCAAAGAAAAAUUUAGCAAUGAUUGGUGGAUAGGACGGCUGGUUAAGGAAGGCUGUGAAAUAGGUUUCAUCCCGAGUCCAGUCAAAUUAGAAAACAUGAGGUUCCAGAAUGAUCAAAAGGUGAAGCAAGGAAAAUAUCACUCAAGUAAAUCAGGUGGAAAUUCAUCUUCCAGUUUAGGUGAUGUUGUGCCUAGUUCUAGGCGAUCUACUCCUCCCUCUUCUGGUAAGUAGAUUAACAAGUUCUCU
Rhincodon typus (whale shark) is the source of this 678-nucleotide messenger RNA. Its product is annotated as voltage-dependent L-type calcium channel subunit beta-2-like. The record is from RefSeq and is a predicted model, not a curated record. Gene Ontology annotation, molecular function: high voltage-gated calcium channel activity; protein binding. Gene Ontology annotation, cellular component: voltage-gated calcium channel complex. Gene Ontology annotation, biological process: neuromuscular junction development; regulation of voltage-gated calcium channel activity; calcium ion transmembrane transport. Lineage: Eukaryota; Metazoa; Chordata; Chondrichthyes; Orectolobiformes; Rhincodontidae. The transcript has 5 exons. The coding region runs from base 1 to 663 and encodes 220 amino acids.